UUCCCCCGUUAGCGCGCUAGUGCGCCAACCAAAGUGUUUAGACAAGUUUGCCUUGUUCGUGGACAGCAUGGAGACGGCUGGUGGCAGGUAGUUGACACAUCAGUAGCAAAAGUUGGAUUUCUCCGAAGUUAGCGGAACCCUUUUCAACAAAUGUCUCUGCACAUCCGCUUGGCUCUGAAUUGCGAGAAGUUGAGACUUUACAUGGAAUAACGUUUUUUUCUUUGGGAUCCGAACACUCUACAAGUCCGCUAGGAAGCCCCGAUCGACUAUUUUGUGGCGUAAACAUGAAUAAUUUGUCGUUUGACGAUCCAUCACUGGAUAACUUGGACCCAAGUUUAUCCCUAAAUGAUCCAAGCGACAUCGACACGGCUCUGCUGAGCGACAUUGACGACAUGCUGCAGCUCAUCCACAACCAGGACAUGGAGUUCGGCGGCCUGUUUGACCAUGCACCGUUCCCGGCCCCUCCGGCUCCUGUGCAAGAUCUUUCAGCCCUGCCUUCCUCCAGCUCUUCCCCCUCUGCCCCCAGCUCCUCCGCCACUGCCACCACCUCUUCCAUCCUCAGCAGUAGCCCCCACUUGGAUGCUCUGCUGGGUCCUCCCAUCUCCCGCAGCUCCUCUGCACCUGACAAGGUCUUUAACCCCCCUACUUUCCAGCAGUCUCCACUGGCCCAGGUGACCUCCACGCCUGUGACCCCACGCCAGCAGCCUGUCUCACUGCAGACCAGCCAGCCCAAAGCCCAGCCUCUUUCACCUGCCCUUCACCCUCCCAGCCAGGCUGCCCAGAGCCAUGCUGCAUCGCCUGCCAAGAGCCCAAUGUUCAGCUCCAGCCAGCAGGCCCCCCAGCAGCAGCAGCCACCUGUCGCUAACUACCCAAACCAGAAUGGAUACACUGCAGCAGCAGUCCCUCAGCAAGCCGUCCCUCAGCAAGCCUCCCCUCAGCCCGUGCCCAGCGUUCCCAGCGUUCCCAGCGUUCCCAGCAUUCCCAGCAUUCCCAGCUCCCUGCAAAGUAUUCAGCCAAUGACCAUCCAGGCUCAGGUCCAGAGUCUUUCCACAUCACCCAUCCUCUCCACAUCCUCCAGCCCCCCAGCACAAACCAUCUCCCCUCACGUUCAGCAAGUUCCUGUCUUGCUGCAGCCUCAGUUCAUCAAGGCUGACUCUCUCUUGCUCACGACCCUGAAGCCUGACGCGUCUAUGGUAACCACAGUGGCGUCUCCAUGCAUCACCUCCCUGGCUACGUCCACUGCUCCUGUGCAGGGCACUUCCCUGCAGGCAUUGAUGAGUGGGGGUACCAUUCUGACCACAGUUCCAGUUGUGGUGGACACAGAGAAGCUGCCCAUCAACCGUAUAGCCAUCAGCGGCAAGCCAGGUGGCCAGGUCCACAAGGGCGAGAAACGCACGGCACACAACGCCAUUGAGAAGCGCUACCGGUCCUCCAUCAAUGACAAGAUCGUGGAGCUCAAGGAUCUGGUAGCUGGCACAGAAGCUAAGCUAAAUAAGUCAGCAGUGCUGAGGAAAGCCAUCGACUACAUCCGCUACCUGCAGCAGUCCAACCAGAAGCUCAAGCAGGAGAACAUGGCUCUCAAGAUGGCCAAUCAGAAGAACAAGUCUCUGAAGGACCUGGUGGCUAUGGAGGUGGAUGUGAAGAGCGAGUUACCCACUCCCCCAGCCUCCGACGCUGGCUCACCCCUGCCCAGUGGGCCCUUCUCACACUGUGGCAGCGACUCUGAGCCGGACAGCCCGAUGGGAGACGACACGAAGCCGGUGACCCAUGUUGAGAAAUCUGCUGGAGGGAUGCUGGAUCGCUCUCGAAUGGCUUUGUGUGCCUUCACUCUCCUCUUCCUCUCUUUUAACCCACUGGCCUCUCUGAUGUGCGGGAGCCGCAGCAGCGCUGGGGAGGCCAUUGCCCCCAGCCAUGUAGGAACUGGCAGGAACAUGUUAGGAAUGGAGAGCGCAGCUGAUUCAUGGGGCUGGAUGGACUGGAUGUUGCCUACUCUGUUGGUGUGGCUGUUGAAUGGUGUGCUGGUAGCUGGAGUUCUGAUCAAGCUGUUGGUGUAUGGAGAGCCUGUAACUAGACCUCACUCUGAAUCCUCCGUCCUCUUCUGGAGACACCGCAAACAGGCCGACCUGGACCUGGCCAGGGGGGACUUUGCCCAGGCCUCUCAGAACUUGUGGACUUGCCUGAAGGCUCUCGGCCGGCCCCUGCCCACCUCUCAGCUGGACCUAGCCUGCGCGGUGCUUUGGUCCACCCUCCGUCUGUGGCUGCAGAGGCUGUGGGUGGGCCGCUGGCUGGCCUGUAAGGCCGGGGGCCUCCGUGCUGAUCGCCCCCUGCAGGAAGAUGCACGCAAGAGCUGCCGUGAUGCUGCCCUGGUCUACCACCGCUUGCACCAGCUCCACAUGACUGGUAAACUGGGUGGCAGCCACCUCUUUGCAGUUCACAUGGCCCUGAGCGCGGUGAACCUUGCUGAGUGUGCAAGCGACUAUCUGUCUGUGGCCACGUUGGCUGAGAUCUACGUCUCAGCUGCUCUCAGAGUGAAGACCAGCCUGCCCCGUCUACUGCACAUCUCCUCUCGUGGCUUUCUGAGUCGAGCUCGUCAGGCCUGUCUCUCCCCAAGUGGCAGCGUUCCUCCUGCUAUGCAGUGGCUGUGUCACCCUCUGGGCCAUCGCUUUUUUGUGGACGGUGACUGGUCUGUGCGCAGCACCCCCAAAGAGAGCAUCUACAGCCAGGCUGGGAAUACAGUGGACCCCCUGGCUCAAGUGACACAGGCCUUCAGGGAGCACCUGCUGGAGAAGGCCCUAUACUGUGUGGCUCAGCCUCGUGGAGAGAAAACUCCCAGUGUGGGCCAAGGAGAGUACUCGGAUGCUCUGGAGUACCUGCAGCUGUUGAACAGCGCCUCUGAUGCAGCAGGAGCCACCACACAGGCUUUCGCCAUCGGCUCCAACAUGGCCACUGUCACCGGCUGUGACCCCCACUCAAAAUGGUGGUCUUCGGUUGCUGUGGUGAUUAUUAACUGGCUACAGGGAGAUGACGUGGCAGCAGAGAGAUUGUACCCAGCAGUGGAACACCUUCCACGCAGCCUACAGUCAGCAGAGAGCCCAUUGCCCAAAGCCUGCCUCAAUACAUUUAAAGCAGUGCGCGCCCUGCUGGCCAAACCAGAGAACAGCCAGCUCAGCCUCAGCUACUGUGAGAAAGCCAGUGGCCUCUUCAGAGACAGCCUCAACCUGGGGCCGCAUAGCAACAGCAGCACUUUAGAUAAGUUGGUGCAGUUGUUGCUGUGUGAUCUGCUGCUGGUGACGCGCACUAAUGUGUGGCGAGAGCAGCAGGUGUGUUCUCCGGCCACUGGUCAGCAGAGCUCAGCCUCAGCAGCCUCUCCGGCAGAGCUGCAGGGCUUCCAGCAAGACCUCAGCUCUCUGAGAAAACUCGCCCAUAGCUUCAGACCCGCGAUGCGCAGGUUGUUUCUGCAUGAAGCCACAGCCAGGCUGAUGGCGGGUGCCAGCCCCACGCGCACACACCAGCUCCUGGACCGCAGUCUGCGCCGUCGCGUCACACCCGGAGGCAAGAGCGAAGAGUGUGAGACGCGGCCAGGGCAGCGAGAGCAGGCUGAGGCGGUCAUGCUGGCCUGCUGGUAUCUCCCCCCCUCCUUCCUUUCAGCCCCCGGCCAGAGGGUGGGCAUGCUGGCGGACGCGGCCCGCACACUAGAAAAGCUGGGGGACAAGCGCACUCUCCAUGACUGCCAACAGAUGAUCAUCAAACUGGGCAGCGGAACCACGGUCACCUCCACUUAGAGUCCCAUCCCCAAACAAAUACACGUACAUAUACAGAUACACAUAGGCAGAGAGCAAGAGGACCGACCUUCUCCCCCAAACUAACAGUGUAACCAUCAUAUAUAAAUAUAACAUAUAUGCUGGCAACAGGCAUUCAGAUAAGCCAGAUACAAGCUUAUUCAGUGAAUCAGCUUUACUUUUUUCUCACUUUUGCAUUCGUUGUCCAAAAGACCCAUUCAGACCAGCAGUCACAAUUCAAAAUAUCAGAACAAUAGGACAGACCUGGCAGAGCAAUAAGGCUCUAUUGAGAAAUAUUAGCAUGAUCUGCGAAGUUUAAUUUAAUUAACUUGCCCUGACUCAGUGUAGAUGUUCUUGUAUUUAUUAUCAUACAUCAAACUUAAAGGAGUACUUCAUUGACUGAUGCUGCCUUGGUAGCUGAGCCCCAGUAGAUUUCGUUCAUUGUUAGCUAUGUGGGGCUUUGUAGGUGAAGUAUUCCUUUAAUGAGGUGAUCUGUAAGUGCCAGCUUUGGCCACUAGAUGACGUUUUGUUGCGCAAAACUGGUAGCAUGUGACUGGUUUUACAGGUCGGCUGGACAUGAAUCGAAGAAAUGCAUCGUAAUUCAGCAGAACAUAUAGCACUGUGGUUUCCCACACGCAGCAUAAGCCUUUCCUCAUACUGUAACGAUAUUUAACACAACAUAUCCAUUGACCGUGUAUUGCUGACUGGGACUUGGACUCAGUUACAGCCAUGCUUGCUGGACUUGAGUUGAGAUUAACUGUUUGAUGGCAUUUACCAUCAGACAGCUUGACCGGCAGCUGCUUUUGUUAACACUGAGAUGUGUCCGUUUUGAGUGUUGCAUGUCUCACUCGCUUUCUGUUGGUUUGCAAGUCCAGGUGACUCUACCACCUAAACACCCAGGCUUAAUCUGUGUCUGAGAGACCACCCCGUUGAAUGAAGUAGGCGUGAGUGGAGAGCAACAAAGUUGAGCAUGAUGAGUUUUCCAUUUCAUCCCAUCUGUACAGGCUGUUUCUAAUCUGCACUACUCACUGGGGGAUGACUUACAUAUGAUUUAAGAGAAUAUAAGGCUUUACGAGGUUCUUUUCAUUUAGUGUUUUCCUUUGUACAUAUUUUUAAAGAUUAUUGUGUAUUUAUAAUUUUUGUCUAAAGACGCGAGUGAUCAGUUUUUGCUAGGAACAGGGAGAGUGAGAGAGAGAGAGAGAGAGACUACAUAGACAUUUGGCUGGAGAUUAACAGUUACAUCAGCAGGUGCUGAAGGAGAUGAUGGUGGUACUAUGAAGUCACACUUCGCUGUUGAUCUGGGACCACUUUGCAGAUUCUCUUAAUGUUGAAGUUGGGAAUCACACUGGGUCCAGAUCAGUGGAGAAACAGAUCAUUCUGUAAGUAUUGUGUCGAGAGAGAGAGAGGUGUGGGCUUCUCGACUGUUUUCAGAUUCUUUACCUAUCAGAUCCAAUAUCAUAUUCACUUCAGCAUAAAUUUAAAGAGUAAGAAGGGCCUCAGAAAAUUCUAGCGUGAGCUACUGUUUCAGCACAGUUCAUAGUCACUCUGCCCUUCAUCCAAAGAUGAUAUUCUGGACUGUGUUGAAGAUGUACCUGAGACCACGUAGACUGGAUUAGAUUUUUCAGUCACUCUGUGUAUUAAAGUCUCCAGCUGUUAGAUGACUUACAAUGGCAGUAUGCUAAUCAGUCUGUAGUGCUCAUAAUCAAAAUCUCAAAGACAAAAUGUGUUUCAACGACACACAGCGUGUCGAGUUGUCAAGUGUUUGAUUUAUUCUAAAGAAUGUAAAUAAAAGUCUUUUUGUAACUUAUACCUUA
This is a messenger RNA of Pygocentrus nattereri (red-bellied piranha), 5593 nucleotides long. It is a transcript of the gene srebf1, whose product is annotated as sterol regulatory element binding transcription factor 1. The coding region runs from base 285 to 3782 and encodes 1165 amino acids. Gene Ontology annotation, molecular function: DNA-binding transcription factor activity, RNA polymerase II-specific; protein dimerization activity; RNA polymerase II cis-regulatory region sequence-specific DNA binding. Gene Ontology annotation, biological process: regulation of transcription by RNA polymerase II. Gene Ontology annotation, cellular component: nucleus. The record is from RefSeq and is a predicted model, not a curated record. NCBI's taxonomy places the organism in Eukaryota, Metazoa, Chordata, Actinopteri, Characiformes, Serrasalmidae. The transcript is spliced from 19 exons.